This is a messenger RNA of Acanthosepion pharaonis, 462 nucleotides long. The record is from the annotation of a GenBank genome assembly. NCBI's taxonomy places the organism in Eukaryota, Metazoa, Mollusca, Cephalopoda, Sepiida, Sepiidae.
AUGGUUGUCUGUAGAAGAAGAGGCCAGUUUUCUUUACCUGAAUUUGGAGUCCUGGGCACGAUUAAGAAAGUUUCCAUUGGAAUGUUACAACGGCCUUCGACAUUUACUGAUGACUAUACAAGUUUGCUUAAAGAGCAACGAAGGUUAUUUGUUAUCGAUUUUUUGUUUCUCAUCUAUCUAUCUAUCUAUCUAUCUAUCUAUCUAUCUAUCUAUCUAUCUAUCUAUAGGAUGCGAUGGAUAAAUUAUCUGUUUAAAAACGAUUUCAAUUUUUUCUCAAAUCACAAAUAUUAUCUAUCUAUCUAUCUAUCUAUCUAUCUAUCUAUCUAUCUAUCUAUCUAUCUCAUCCUAACCAUAUGUAUGUAUGUAUGUAUGUAUGUAUGUAUCUAUCUAUCUAUCUAUCUAUCUAUCUAUCUAUCUAUCUAUCUAUCUCAGCCCUUUUUCCAUUUUGCCCAUAAUGCUUAA